Messenger RNA from Tarenaya hassleriana, 802 nucleotides. Its product is annotated as 30S ribosomal protein S16-2, chloroplastic/mitochondrial-like. NCBI's taxonomy places the organism in Eukaryota, Viridiplantae, Streptophyta, Magnoliopsida, Brassicales, Cleomaceae. Gene Ontology annotation, cellular component: small ribosomal subunit; ribosome. Gene Ontology annotation, biological process: mitochondrial translation. The transcript is spliced from 3 exons. The record is from RefSeq and is a predicted model, not a curated record. Gene Ontology annotation, molecular function: structural constituent of ribosome. The coding region runs from base 128 to 526 and encodes 132 amino acids.
UAGAAUCCAAAAACCCCUGAGCCCUAAUCCAUCGAUCGAAGUGAUUCAAGUUCUCUCUUCCGUGUACAAAAAUCGGAUCAGCUCGAACCUUUCAUCUCCGUUAGAUUCGUAGAAGAGGGGGACGAAAAUGGUGGUUCGGAUCCGAUUAUCGAGAUUCGGGUGCAGGAAUCGGCCAUUCUUUCGUGUCAUGGCCGCUGACAGCAGAUCGCCGAGAGAUGGGAAACACCUCGAGGUCUUAGGGUAUUUCAACCCUUUGCCAGGGCAGGACGGUGGAAAGAGAAUGGGCCUGAAAUUCGAUCGGAUUAAGUACUGGUUAUCUGUUGGAGCUCAACCAUCAGAGCCUGUCCAACGGCUUUUAUUCAGGGCAGGGGUACUACCGCCACCUCCAAUGGUGGCAAUGGGACGUAAAGGCGGGCCACGAGACACUCGCCCCAUUGACCCGAUGACAGGUCGUUUCUUGGAUUCAGAGAAACCCACAACCGAUACCCAGUCUAAAGAUGAUGAUGAUGAUGAUGAUGCCUCAUAGUUUCUUCUAAGGUCCUGGUCUCACAGUUUUAGUGUAAGCUUGCCAGUUGGAUCCAUCUCCAUGAGUGAGGACAUAACAUUGGUAAUGAAGAAGAAGCUCCUAUCUGGGGAAUGGAUUAGGAAAUGCUUGGUGGUUCUUUCUACCUGCCGGUUCUUGGCAAUAUAUAUAUAUAUAUAUAAUUUGAUGUUUUAAAGAGAGCUAAGGUGUUUGGAUUUUUCUUGGGCAAAUAAUAUAAUUAUGAUGGGAUAUUAUAAACGAAUAUCGAAUUAUUUGCUA